Messenger RNA from Medicago truncatula (barrel medic), 1425 nucleotides. Its product is annotated as UDP-glycosyltransferase 84B2. Gene Ontology annotation, molecular function: abscisic acid glucosyltransferase activity; quercetin 7-O-glucosyltransferase activity; quercetin 3-O-glucosyltransferase activity. The record is from RefSeq and is a predicted model, not a curated record. The transcript has a single exon. Lineage: Eukaryota; Viridiplantae; Streptophyta; Magnoliopsida; Fabales; Fabaceae. The coding region runs from base 1 to 1425 and encodes 474 amino acids.
AUGGUGUCAAUGGCCUUACAAGGUCACAUCAACCCUACGUUAAACUUCGCCAAACGCCUUAUUUCAAAGGGUAUCCAUGUCACCAUCGCUACUACAGAAGAUGGUGGCAACCGCAUGCUCAAACACACUGACAAAAUUUCCUCUGAUUCAGGAAUCAAACUCGAGUUCUUUUCUGACGGUCUCAGUGUUGACUUUGACCGCUCGGAUACAAAAACCUUUCUCAACACUAUCCAAGAAAAGGGUCCUCAGAACCUUUCCAAUCUCAUUACCAACCUAACAAAAAAUGAAACAUUUUCAUGUGCAAUUGUCAAUCCAUUUGUUCCUUGGGCCAUUGAUGUUGUUGCUGAACAUGAAAUCCCUUGUGCAUUGCUUUGGAUACAAGCCUCCACUUUGUACUCAAUUUACUACCGUUACUUCAAAAACAACGACUUGUUUCCCAAGUUGGAUGUUCCUAAUGAGAAGGUGCAAUUACCUGGGUUACCAGUGUUAGAGGUAAAAGAUCUUCCUUCACUGUUGCUUCCUUCUAGUCCUCUUCAUUAUAAAGAACUUAUGGCUUAUUUUAUCAAAGCUUUGGAUAAAGUGGAAUGGGUUUUAGGUGCUUCAUUUUUGGAAAUUGAAGAAGAAAUAGUGAAAUCAAUGGAUUCAUUAACUCCAAUUUAUCCUAUUGGACCAUUGGUUUCACCAUUUCUAUUAGGUGAAAAGGAAACAAGUAAUGUUAGUGUUGAUAUGUGGAAUGCAGAAGAUGCAUGCAUAGGUUGGCUUGAUAAUAAACCAAAUUCAUCAGUUAUUUAUAUAUCAUUUGGUAGUUUGGUUGUGUUAUCACAAACACAAAUGAAUAACAUAGUUACAGCUUUGAAGAAUAGCAACAAGAAUUUUUUGUGGGUUGUUAAGCCAGCAAAUAAUGGAGGAUAUGAAACAAAGGAUGCUGCUUAUGAAUUACCAAAAGAGUUUUUGAAAGAGACUGAAGGGAGAGGUUUGGUUGUGAAAUGGUGUGCACAGGAGAAGGUGUUAAUGCACCCUGCUGUUGCUUGUUUUCUAAGUCAUUGUGGUUGGAACUCAACACUUGAGACAUUGAUAACUGGUGUGCCUGUUAUUUGCUGGCCUUCUUGGCUUGAUCAACCAACAAAUGCAAUGCUUAUUGAGAAUGUGUUUAGGAAUGGGGUGAAAGUGAAUUAUGGGGAAGAUGGGGUUGCAAGUGUAAAAGAGAUUGAGAGGUGUAUUAGGGAGGUUAUGGAAGGGCCUAAUGCUGGUGAGAUUAAGAAAAGGGCUAUGGAAAUUAAAGAUUCUGCAAGAAAAGCUUUGGAGGAAGAUGGUAGUUCUAGUAAUAAUUUCAAUCAAUUUAUAAGUGAAUUGAUUGUUAAAAACAAUUCAAGGGAACAGCAGAAAGCUUUAGAUACAGAAGUAAAUGUUGAGCUUCAGUUUUAG